ACAGGUCGCCACAGCUGUUGCCAGCGCGCCACGCUCGUCGACCAUGGCUGCCCGCGCGCCACUGAAGCGCAUGGCGACGCUGCGCAAGGUCAAGUACGGCGCCAGCGACAUGAUGGUCACCGAGGUCUGCGCCGGCACGAUGAACUGGGGCUCCUUCAACGCCGACGAGGCGGAGGCCCACGCCCAGCUCGACGCGCUCGUCGGCGAGGGCGUCAACUUCUUCGACACGGCGGAGCUCUACCCCGUGGGCUGGAACUACGGUCGGACGACGGAGACGUGGAUGGGCAACUGGCUCGCGGCCCGGACGAAGAGCGGCGCGGUGAAGCGCGACGACCUCUACUUCGCGACGAAGUGCAACACGUCCGGGAAGGGCGGCACCGUCGAGCCCUGGGAAGCCCACGGCUACGACGCGGACCGCCUGCGGGCGAGCUGCGAGGCGUCGAUCGCGCGGCUCCGGUGCGGCGCGCUGGAUCUCUACAUGCUCCACUUCCCGUCGCGCAUGGGCUUCGAGGCCUUUGGGUGGGCGAACUGGCUCGCGCCGGAGCGCUACGAGAAGACGAAGAACUCGUCGGGUGACCUCGCGGACUUCGAGCGGCAGGUGCUGGCGGUCAAGGGCCUCUUCGACGCGAAGCUCAUCAAACACUGGGGCCUGAGCAACGAGAACGCCUUCGGCCUCACCAUGUUCUGCAUGCUCUGCGACAAGCACGGCGUGCCCCGGCCCGUGUCCUGCCAGAACGACUUCUCCUUCAACAACCGCGUCUACGAGGGCGACCUCGCCGAGGCCUGCCACCAUUUCGGCGUCGUCGGCAUGCCCUACGGCGCUUUGGCGGGAGGCAUGUUAACCGGGAAGCUCCACGACGCCAAGUACGCCGGCGACCGGCCCCUCGAGCUCACGCGCCACCGCGUCAAGGCCGACUUCCAGCCGCGCUACGCGUGCCCCGUCGCCAUGGCCGCGGCGGCGGAGUACAUCGCGCUCGCCGAGGAGUACGGCAUCUCGCCGACGGAUCUCGCGCUCGCGUGGACGCGCGACCGCUGGUUCAACGCCGUCGUCGUCACGGGCACGACGACGGUGCAGCAGUGCGUCGAGUGCUGUGCUGCGAUGCGCCUCGAGCCUUUACCCGACGAGCUCAACGCGAAGAUCGACGCGAUCCACGAGCGCUACCGGUCGCCGUCCGCGGCGCUCUGCUCGAAGAACCUCGUCAUGGCCGCGCCCUGGCUCGACGACGACGGCGCGAAGAAGCGGCGCACGGACUAAGGGGGCUAUCCUCU
This is a messenger RNA of Aureococcus anophagefferens, 1269 nucleotides long. RefSeq lists its product as hypothetical. The record is from RefSeq and is a predicted model, not a curated record. The coding region runs from base 44 to 1255 and encodes 403 amino acids. Lineage: Eukaryota; Pelagophyceae; Pelagomonadales; Pelagomonadaceae. The transcript has a single exon.